This is a messenger RNA of Cucumis melo (muskmelon), 1316 nucleotides long. RefSeq names its product protein trichome birefringence-like 41. Gene Ontology annotation, cellular component: Golgi apparatus. The record is from RefSeq and is a predicted model, not a curated record. The transcript is spliced from 5 exons. The coding region runs from base 50 to 1105 and encodes 351 amino acids. Gene Ontology annotation, molecular function: O-acetyltransferase activity. Lineage: Eukaryota; Viridiplantae; Streptophyta; Magnoliopsida; Cucurbitales; Cucurbitaceae.
CCAAUUCAUUUCCCCACCACUGCCCUCAUUUUAUCCCUCACAGACGAAAAUGGUUUUUGGGAGUGGUACAAUAAUCCUUCUUUUACUACUCUUUUCCGUUUUUGGAUAUUGUAAGGCGGCUGAGUGCAAUUUCUUCGCCGGAAGUUGGGUUGUGGAUGAGACUUACCCGCUGUACACUGCGGCGAGUUGCCCAUUCGUGGAGCACGAGUUCAGCUGUGUCAAAAAUGGGCGUCCCGAUUUGGGUUACACAAAGUACAGGUGGCAGCCUCUCCAUUGCGAUUUAUCCAGGUUUGAUGGAAAGCUUUUCUUAGAAAAAUUAAGAGGGAAAAGCAUACUAUUUGUGGGAGACUCGCUUAGUAGAAAUCAGUGGCAAUCUUUGACAUGCAUGCUUCAUUCAGCUGUACCAGAUGCACCUUACACAGUAACAAGGGUUGGAGAUGUUUCUACAUUUACUUUCACGGAAUAUGAAGUGAAAGUGAUGUUAGAGAGAAAUGUGUACUUAGUAGAUGUGGUAAAGGAAGAUAUUGGGAGAGUGUUGAAAUUGGAUUCCAUUAAUGGAGAAUCAGCUAAGCUAUGGGAAUCAGUUGACUUUCUCAUUUUCAAUACUUGGCAUUGGUGGAACCGCAGAGGACCUUCUCAACCAUGGGAUUAUAUUGAAAUAGGGAAAGAAGUGUUGAAAGACAUGGAUAGAAUGAUAGCUUUUGAGAAGGCUGUUACAACUUGGGGAAGAUGGGUUGAUCUAAACAUUGAUCCUAAAAGAUCUAAAGUCUUUUUCCAAGGGAUUUCUCCAUCCCAUUACAAUGGAACUUUGUGGAGAGAACCAAGAGCAAAGAGUUGUGCGGGGCAAACAGAACCAGUGGCUGGCUCCGUCUAUCCAGGCGGGUUGCCGCCGGCUGUGGAUGUCAUGAAGGCGGCGUUAAGCAAAGUAAAAAAACCGGUUCAACUAUUGGACGUGACAGAGUUAUCGUUGUUGAGAAAAGAUGGACAUCCCUCCAAUUAUGGAUUAGGAGGCAGAGUUGGAUUGGAUUGUAGUCAUUGGUGUCUUGCCGGUGUUCCUGAUACUUGGAAUCUGAUAUUUUACAACCUUAUUAUUUUACCAUCUUAAUAUUUUUUUAGAUUUUUUUAAAAAGUCAAUUUUCCUUAUUUCUUAGUGCAAGUUUACACAACACAGAAUGUUUUGGAUAAAGUUAGGGCCCUUUUUUUGGGUCUUAAAGGGAAAUAUUGCAAACAUUUGGGUGGACAAUGAAAGACAUCAUGUUUGGGUGCAACCUUGUUCAAUCCUUUGUUCACUCUUUAUAUUAAGUACAGUUCUUCUA